UUUAUUUAUCCGCGGAGACGCAGCGCUGUUGUCGCACAUUGAGCUCUGGUCAGAAAAAGUGCAGAAGUGAACGAGGUACCGUCCGCCAGUCAGCACCUGUCACCAUGAUGAAGACGGCUGUUGUGUUCGCUCUCAUAGUCUGCGGGGCUGUCUCAGCACUGUCAUUGGCUGAAGAUGAAAAUAAUUCCGUUCCUGCAAGUGUGAUCCCUGCGAAGGAGUUUAACGCCACGACUACCAUCACGCCUACCACCAUGCCUCCCCCCAAGACUACCACCAAGCCUACCCCUAAGCCUACCACCAAGCCUACCCCUAAGCCUACCACCACGCCUCCCCCCAAGACUACCACCAAGCCUACCCCUAAGCCUACCACCAAGCCUACCCCUAAGCCUACCACCACGCCUCCCCCUAAGCCUACCACCAAGCCUACCCCUAAGCCUACCACCACGCCUCCCCCCAAGACUACCACCAAGCCUACCCCUAAGCCUACCACCAAGCCUACCCCUAAGCCUACCACCAAGCCUACCCCUAAGCCUACCACCAAGCCUACCCCUCCCAAACCCACUCCCCCCACCAAGAUGAAUGUAGGAAACUACAAUGUGACGACAGACAAAAAAGUGAUUUGCCUGGUGGCUCAGAUGGCGCUACAGAUCCGACUGGUAACACCAAAGGAAGAAGGAAACUUCAUUGUUCAGCCAAAUAUGACGGCAGCAAAUGGAGGUUGUCAAGGAACCAAGGCCAACCUUACCCUUGUCUUCAAAGAGGGCAGCAUCACCUUCAUGUUCAACAAGAGCACGGAUAACACCGUCUACGUUGAUGCUCUGUCCUUCAACCUCUCCUACCCCUUAACCGCAGGAGGCAAAACCCGGUACACUGCCAGCAACAAGUCAAUGCAUCUCUUCACUGCAAAGGUCGGACACUCCUACUCCUGCAAGAGUAAAUCAGUCGACAUGGGGAAUGGACUGUACCUUGAUGUCAAUCAAGACAAGAUGCAGGCCUUCAAUCUGACCAAGGACAGCGGGUUUGGCACUCCUGAUCUCUGUGCUGCUGACCAGCCUGACUACCGCGUUGCCAUUGCGGUUGGAGUGACGUUGCUGGUGCUCAUUGUCAUCGUGGUGGUGGCCUACCUGCUGGGCCGCAGGAAGAGGGCCAAUGGCUACCAGUCUCUGUGAAGGGAGCCGGGCAGCCUUCCAUCCAUUCAGAGGUCAAUCCUAUUAAAGUCCGAAGUGUGUGAGGCUGGGAUCUCUCUCAGGGCUAAAGGGCCCUUCCACUAAAACCUAACGUGCCAUUUCUUCUCUUCUUUUAUGCCUUGGUGUUAAGCUGGUGUUAACAGUGCGCUAACUGGAGGUCCCAAGUAUGGUGGCUAGAGUGUGCCACUGGAAUAAUUGUAGACCUUGAAAGUGAUGAUUAUAAUCAUGCUAUUAUAAAUGAAUUCAUGAAAUUCAUGAAUUCAAAGUAAAAUAAAUAAAUAAAUAGAUCACAACUCACAAUGUUGAAGCAGGCACACUGCUUAACUUUAGAUUGAAUUAUAGCACUAAAAACUACAUGAACUCGUUGAUUAAAGUUUAGAAUAUAAAACAAAAGAAACAAAUGAAUUGUCUGAUGAAAUGUGUCGCAGACAUUUCAGCAACAAUUCAUUUCAAUUAUUUUUUAAAACUCAAUUAUGAAUCCAUUAAUUAAAGAGAGAACAUUCAAUAAAUGCAAAUGUAAUAACUACAUUUAAAGUAUCUUUGGUAUUAUCUGUCCAGUGGCACGCUCCAUACAUGUGAGCUCUUCCAAUAGAAGACAACAUCUUUUAGAUUUAACAUGCGGAUGGCCAAUCUUUAUAUGUGAGCAUCUUUAUGCAAAUUACACAAAGUUACAAAUGAGAUGUCAUCGGGCUGGACAGUCCUCUGAAAGGGCAUUUCUAUAUUGGGACGCUGAAGAUGAUGAUUACAUUCUAUACAGACUGACAUCUUCCUAAAUACUAACUACUAAAGUAAAAACUGACCAGAAUGUCUGAGUUCAGAAUCAGUACAGGUUAUUGUCCUACAGACAGUUUAUUAGUGUGUAGUACUGUGAUUAUGAUCUCUGACACAAGACUUCCUUUUAUCAGUCUAACCCGACAUUAUACAAGUAAGACAGAUUCUAUCUAAAUGAUGUUCAGCUUGUCGAAGGAAAUACACCAUAAAGUAAAUGUUAGCUUUUCGUCAUUGUUUUAAGAUUAUGUGGAAAUAUUUUAAAGAAUCAAAUAUUGUGUCCUCUGUCUUCUACGGAUUUUGUUUUUGAAAAGAAGGGAAGUUAUCAUAUCCAUAAUGUUACAGCUGAUUAUACUGACUGUCGACAUUAUUGAAUACCACGAAGGGAAAAUGACAGAGAUGUUAGUCGGGAUUAUUAAAAGCCAACAAUAACUGCACUGAUGCUGCUCCAACUCGAUUGCCUUCGUCUCUGUCAUACAAUACGUAGCUGUAGAUGCAGGGAUGGACUGUCCAUGUGGGUCAGUGAUGGGUCUGCUCUGAUCCUGAUUAGACAUCUCAGGAGUCCAGCUCCUCUCUCACCAGGUCUACUCUCAGACACUUUACUGCCUAAAAGGGAAAAAAGAGAAAAAAAGUCAAGUUUGAGAUUUUGGGAAAUAUGCAUAUUAACUAUUCUAGCUGUUGUUCGUCUUUAUGCUAAGCUAACAGUCUCCCGGCUCUAGCUUCACAUUUAAUUGACAGAUAUCAGAGUGGUAUAGAGCUUCCACCUCUCGACACCAAAAGCAAAUAAGUGUCAAACUAGUCCUUUAGAUAUGCACCUAAGUGGAUGUAACAAAUAAACAUGUUGUUAAGAAAACCGAUGACCACCCGAUGUCCAUCUAGCAUGAUCAGAAGCUCUGGAGCUUCUGAUCAUGACACAUGAUCUAUAUGUUGCACUGAUGAGGCAAAUCAAAUUGAAUUGAAUUGAAAUUAAAAAAUAGUCUUCAUCAGCCCAUCUUAAAAGCCAAAGUCUUAAAAUGCUCAUAAAACAGGUCAUUACAAAAUGCAAACAUCUAUAAUUCAGUGACAACUGAGCAAACGCCAUCUGCUGGUGAAGAUCAUGUGAUAUGAUCGAAAGCUCCAGAACAGCUUCUAAAUAAACCUUAUGGUGAGAUUGUUUUCUGAACUGCUUUCCAAGGUCAAAAAGGAACUUUGAACCUCAAAUCUGAUGCUGCAUUCAGGCGCCUAUCGGAGAUAGAAUUGCAAUUGGGGUACACAAAGUAAAAUGAUUAAAAAAUCACAUUAUAAAGAGAUAGUGGUAUUUAACCGGGCAGGUCCUUUCAGUUUUAUGUACUCAGGUUUUGAUAUAUUCGCUUCUAAAACUUCUGCCACCACUUUAAUAGAAUGAAGGUGAAUGUAAUUGCAUUGAUGCUCAAACCGUUGGAAGAUGGAAUAGUAUUGGUAUAGUAUAGUAAUGGUAUUUCUAGAAUCCAUGUUCCGGUCACCCUGUGUGAUCCAUCUGUCAUGACAUAAUCUGUCAUUGUCAUCCAUCUGUAUCUGUCAGCAAAAGUGUCAAUUUCUUUAAAUAAAAAAAGAAAUGAGCUCCUGUGAGACUAUUUGUAGAGUACCCCGUGUAACCAGGAUAUUGUGCCAGAAAUCACCAGCUGCUGGUACAUGUUUCAGGUUUGGAAGCAGAAAUCUCAAAGACAGAUAUCUCAAAACCUGAACAAACCAAAUCUAUGUGUCUGUCAGAUACCACUAGAGGCAAGUGAGAAAGAUUUUGUACAUCAGGUGACGCUAGUGAUCAGAAACGAGGGACCUCUCUGUAUGAGUUUCUCCUGUUGUUGACUUCCUGUGCCAAUAAAGACUGAUAUAUUUCUAA
Anarrhichthys ocellatus (wolf-eel) is the source of this 3813-nucleotide messenger RNA. It is a transcript of the gene cd68, whose product is annotated as CD68 molecule. Gene Ontology annotation, biological process: establishment of protein localization to organelle. The transcript is spliced from 6 exons. The record is from RefSeq and is a predicted model, not a curated record. Lineage: Eukaryota; Metazoa; Chordata; Actinopteri; Perciformes; Anarhichadidae. Gene Ontology annotation, cellular component: late endosome membrane; plasma membrane; lysosomal membrane. The coding region runs from base 105 to 1169 and encodes 354 amino acids.